CUUCUUGGUUUCAGAUUAAACACAAUGUUAUAGCUUCUCCAACAUAAAAUCAACACAUUGGCUAUCAAAGAUAUAUAUAUAUAUAUAUAAAAGAAAAGAUUUCAAUAAAGAUGAUCAUAUUGUGUUUUCUUUAAUUUCCCAUCAAGUUUAAGUUUGAAAGGUGGCUGAGGCUCUCUGUUUCUAUAUAGUUCCCCAACUGGAUGAAUACUACUCUGUUUCUUUUGAAUUGUGGGACUCAAUUAGCCAUUUCUAGACUAGAGAUCAAUUAAAUUUUCAAGAAGCUCAUUGAGAGAGUGGAAACCCAUCUUUGGAUAGUUUUAGAAAGUGAUUAUUUUUGUAUAAAUGUGAUUUUAGGCACUUGUGCUUGUCAAGAAUGAAAAUACAAAUACAACACUCUGUCCUCCUCUGCCUCUUAAAUCUUGCUUAUUUGCUGGCUCUCUCUGGAGGGGAGAAUACAAUUCAGCUUCCUACCAAAUUUACAAGAAAUAGUUUUCCUGAUGGUUUUGUGUUUGGAGCAGGAUCAAGUUCCUACCAGUAUGAAGGAGCAGCAGAAAAAGGUGGCAGGAAACCUAGCAUAUGGGAUACUUUCACUGCGGAACAUCCAGAAAAAAUUGCAGACCACAGUAAUGGGAAAGUUGCCGAGGAUUUCUACCAUCAUUAUGAGGAAGACAUUUCUCUUCUGAAAGAAAUUGGUUUAGACUCCUACAGAUUCUCAAUCUCUUGGCCAAGAAUAUUUCCUGAGGGAAAAAUUAGGAGGGGAGUGAACUGGGAAGGUGUCAAGUUCUACAAUUCUCUCAUAGACAAGCUCCUUUUGAAUGGUAUUCAGCCCCUUGUGACACUAUUCCAUUGGGAUGUUCCACAAACCCUUGAAGAUGAAUUCAAAGGAUUCUUAAGCCCCAACAUUGUGAAUGAUUUUUCGGAGUUCGUAGACUUCUGCUUCAAAGAAUUUGGUGAUAGAGUGAAGCACUGGGCUACUAUCAACGAGCCUAACUUAAUGAGCAUGUACGGAUAUGCAUUUGGUUUCAAUGCACCUGGUCGUUGUUCUGACUACGUCGGCAACUGCACCGAGGGGAACUCUGCGACAGAACCGUACAUUGUAGUCCACCACUUGAUUCUUUGCCAUGCAGCUGCCGUGAAAUUGUACAGAGAAAAGUAUCAGGCUUCUCAAGGAGGAGUCAUUGGGAUUACAGUAUUCACAGCUUGGAUGGUUCCCAAAUAUGACAAUGUUGCUAGUAUGAAGGCUGCCUCUAGAGCUCGUGAUUUUUUGAUCGGAUGGAUUAUGCACCCAAUUACUUAUGGAGACUACCCAGCAACCAUGAGAUAUUUGGUGGGCAAUAGGCUGCCAAAAUUUACAGAACCACAAGCAAAAAUGGUGGCAGGAUCCUUUGAUUUCAUUGGAGUAAAUUACUAUACAGCAUCAUAUACAGAAGACCUUACAUCUUAUAGCAGUGUCAAUAUAAGUUAUAUAACAGACAGACGAGUUAAUUUUACAACUGAGAAGAAUGGGAUUCCAAUCGGCGAACAAACUGGUUGCAGCUGGCUAUACAUAUACCCAAAAGGACUUUAUAAACUUAUGCUGUAUCUAAAGAGAAAAUACAACAAUCCUGUCAUUUACAUCACUGAGAAUGGAAUGGGUGACAGUAGCUCAUUAUCACUUGCUGAUGCACUUCAAGAUAGGCUGAGAAUAAAAUAUCACCAUCUUCAUCUAUUGGCUCUCUUAAAAGCUGUCAAGCAAGGUGUAGACAUUAGAGGAUACUAUAUCUGGUCAUUUCUAGACGACUUCGAAUGGGAUAUGGGUUACACUGUUCGAUUUGGGAUCACUUAUGUAGACUACAGAAAUGAUCUCAGAAGAUAUAUCAAACAAUCUGGUUUCUGGUUUAAGAAGUUCCUUCAAAAGGAGAACAGAACUUCUGCAUCUUCUUCGUUGGACUCGCAAUGAUUAAAGUAAAAUACCUCUCAAUUCUUCAUUAUUCACUUGGCUAUGUGCAGAAAUUGACCACACAAUUCAUAGAUAUGUAGUACAGUGAUAAAUUGUUUUGUAAAGCAAUCUCUGACUCCAUGAAAAGAGAGAAUUGAACAGAUUCUACUCUCUUUUCUUGUUGAAGUCAUGAAGUGUAAAUAAGCAUAUUCUACUCUCCUUUCUUAUUGAAGUAAUGAAGAGUCAGGAUUUAAAUUGUUAUGCAUAUGGCGUACAGCCAUACCAAAUAAAAACACUAAUCUUAAAAAAAUGUUGAGAUUUAUUUGCAGUUAAGAUGAGGGACAUGGGACACCCUUUUUAUAUAUUCUAAUCUUUAUCAUUU
This is a messenger RNA of Manihot esculenta (cassava), 2300 nucleotides long. RefSeq names its product beta-glucosidase 17. Bases 374 to 1939 code for a protein of 521 amino acids. Gene Ontology annotation, molecular function: beta-glucosidase activity. NCBI's taxonomy places the organism in Eukaryota, Viridiplantae, Streptophyta, Magnoliopsida, Malpighiales, Euphorbiaceae. Gene Ontology annotation, biological process: carbohydrate metabolic process. The transcript has 13 exons. The record is from RefSeq and is a predicted model, not a curated record.